Molecule: messenger RNA, 2800 nt
Organism: Hypanus sabinus (Atlantic stingray)
Lineage: Eukaryota; Metazoa; Chordata; Chondrichthyes; Myliobatiformes; Dasyatidae
Product: gastrula zinc finger protein XlCGF26.1-like
Exons: 2
Coding region: 1336-2670 (444 amino acids)
Biological process (GO): regulation of transcription by RNA polymerase II
Molecular function (GO): DNA-binding transcription factor activity; RNA polymerase II cis-regulatory region sequence-specific DNA binding
Source: RefSeq, a predicted model, not a curated record
CGCCUUUGUUCUACCUCCGAUCACUGACAGGAGAAAAUCUGCAGAUGCUGGAAAUCCAACCAACACACACAAAAUGCCGGAGGAACUCAGCAUUAGUACUCUUUUCCAUAGAUGCUGCCCGGCCUGCUGAGUUCCUCCAGCAUUUUGUGUGUGUUGCUUGUUCCACUUCCUUUUGUUCUGGACUUUUCUACCCGUGACGACAUGUUUUGUACCAUUCUCUCUGGAAGAUAAUGAUAUCAAAAACCUUUGCCCUGGGCAACAAGUAGCUUUCACCUCACAAAUGUGCCAGACUCCAGUGAGACAGACUACUGCCCUUCCCUUCAUAUUCAUUGGGAUUGCCAUCACUGAGUUCACCACCGUCAGUCAUUGGGGGAGACUUCAGGGGAAAUAUUUAUGUACAAUACAGAAACUGGUGAUACCUGUGUGUAUUGUGGUGAUGAAAAAGUUGUUGGAGAGUUUACAAGAGGGAAGAAUUGGAGUGAUAUUUGGAAAUCUGACUUUUUAAAGCGUAAUUUAGCAAGCAAACCACUUAUGGACAAAGUGCAAAAGCACUGGAGAGAAAAUCCUUCAUUACCCUUUACAGGCCUGUGACAUGGUGUGAGAGGGCAGAUGAACUGGAUCGAGCCCAGAGGAGAUCACAGUUCUUACAGACAGUGAUUUGCUGGCUGUUAAAAUGAAUACCUCUCUAUAUAAAAUUUGCAGUGCACAUGUUGUCACUGGGUAAAAGAAUGCACAGUACAAGAUUUCUGUGCACACUGGUGAUUACAAAUUAGAGGGGACAUUGGUGUGGAGAACUCCAGUGUCCCUGACACCCUCACCUACAAGAUGUGCACCCAGCUGCACUUUGAGGAGUUGGAGCUGAAAAUGGAUGAAUUGUGGAUCAUCCAGCAGUUGGAGGUGGUGAUAGAUAUGACAUGAAGAGAGGUUAAAAAUGACAAGGAAUUUGCCUACGGGAACCUCGAACACAACACGCUAGUUUUGCUGUCUCUGUCCAGAUAUUUAAGAACAGGAGCAAGGGAUUCAGCCGAUCAUCCUUCCUGCUCAGACUGUGGGGAGGGAUUCACUUGAUCAUCUGACCAAUUGGCACGCCCAUUAGUUUACAUGGGGGGAGCCCAUUCAUCUGCUCAGACGGUGGGAAUGGAUUCACUCAGUCAUCUCAACUGAAGGUACAUCAGCAAGUUCACACUGGGACAAGGCCAUUCACCUGUUUGUUCUGUGUGUGAGCAGGGAUUCAGUGGGUCUUCCCACCUGUGGACACACCAGUCAGUUCACAUUGGGCAAAGACUGGUCAUCUGAAGAAUUUGUUGGGAAGCAUUCACUCUGUCAUCUGACCUAAUGGCUCACCAGCGAGUUCACACUCGGGAGCGGCCGUUCACCUGCUCAGACUGUGGGAAAGGAUUCACUCAGUCAUCUCAGUUACUGAGACACCAGUCAGUUCACACUGGGGACAGGCCAUUCAACUGCUCACUCUGCGGGAAGGGAUUCACUUCUGCAUAUAAGCUACUGAGACACCAGUCAGUUCACACUGGGGAGAGGCCAUUCACCUGCUCAGACUGUGGGAAGGGAUUCACUUCAUCAUAUCAGCUACUGAGACACCAGUCAGUUCACACCGGAGAGUGGCCGUUCACCUGCUCAGACUGUGGGAAGCGAUUCACUGAAUUAUCUCGACUGAAGAUACAUCAGCGAGUUCACACUGGAGAAAGGCCGUUCACCUGCUCAGAUUGUGGGAAGGGAUUCGCUCAGUCAUCUCAACUGAAGGUACAUCAGCGAGUUCACACUGAGGAAAGGCCGUUCACCUGCUCGGACUGUGGGAAGGGAUUCACUUCAUCAUCUCUACUGAAGGUACAUCAGCGAGUUCACACUAGGGAGAAGCCAUUCACCUGCUUGGACUGUGGCAAGGCAUUCACUUCAUCAGCUCACUUACUGAGACACCAGCAGCGAGUUCACACUGGGGAGAAGCCAUUCACCUGCUCAAUCUGUGGGAAAGGAUUCACUUCGUCAUAUAAGUUACUGAAACACCGGUCAGUUCACACCAGAGAGUGGCCGUUCACCUGCUCAGACUGCGGGAAGGGAUUCACCGAAUUACCUCAACUUAAGGUACAUCAGCGAGUUCACACCAGAGAGAGGCCAUUCACCUGCUCAAACUGUGGGAAGGGAUUCUCUCAGUCAUCUCAACUGAAGGUACAUCAGCGAGUUCACACUGGAGAGAAGCCGUUCACCUGCUCAGACUGUGGGAAAGGAUUCACUCAGUUAUCUCAACUGAAGGCACACCAGAGCGUUCACACCGGAGAGUGGCCAAUCACCUGCUCGGACUGCGGGAAGGGAUUCGCUUCGUCAUCCCAUCUGAAGAUACAUCAGCGAGUUCACACUGGAGAGAGGCCGUUCACCUGCUCAGACUGUGGGAAGGGUUUCUCUUCGUCAUCCCAUCUGAAGAUACAUCAGCGAGUUCACACUGGAGAGAGGCCGUUCACCUGCUCAGACUGUGGGAAGGGAUUCUCUUCGUCAUCCCACCUGAGUUCACACUGGAGAGAGGCCAUUCACCUGCCCAAACUGUGGGAAGGGAUUCUCUCAGUCAUCUCAACUGAAGGUACAUCAGCGAGUUCACACUGGAGAGAAGCCGUUCACCUGCUCAGACUGCGGGAAGGGAUUCACCGAAUUACCUCAACUUAAGGUACAUCAGCGAGUUCACACCAGAGAGAGGCCAUUCACCUGCUCAAACUGUGGGAAGGGAUUCUCUCAGUCAUCUCAACUGAAGGUACAUCAGCGAGUUCACACUGGAGAGAAGCCGUUCACCUGCUCA